AUGGUGAAACUGAGGACUGACAUUCAAAAUGAUUUGGAUGAACUCACGCAGAAAAAAGAAGACUUUGACAAGCACAUCAAUACGACAAUGAGUGAGUUGCAGGACCAUGCUAAAUCGCAACACCCAACUGUCUUAUUCCGAGCGAGGAACGUGGCUGAUUACACUCUGUCCACCACAGACCAGACAAUCAUCUUCAACGAGGUGCUUUACAAUGAUGGCGGUGGCUACAACUCGGCCACCGGGACAUUUACAGCACCAGUCAAGGGGACGUACCUUUUCACUAUCAACCUGUGUCCAGCUAGAAAUAAAAGUAUAUUUUACGCAAUUAUGGUCAAGGAAGAAGUUGUAGCUAACGGACAUACACACGUCGUUUCAGGAUUUCUCUGUGUUUCUGAUGACGCUAUCGUACAGCUUGACGUCAAUGACGUUGUCUACGUCAAUUCGAUUGAUGAACCUCGUUUUAAAACAAGAUUUGAGUACGAUGAGCAACUUUUGGAGAAAAUGAUUCGCAUGGAAUUCGAACAUGAACUCUGGGAAAAACGCAUUAACGAAACAAUUGGGAACAUGGUGAAACUAAGGACUGACAUUCAAAAUGAUUUGAAUGAACUUACGCGGAACAAAGAAGACUUUGACAAGCACAUCAAUGCGACAAUUAGUGAGUUGCAGGACCAUGCUAAAUCGCAACACCCAACUGUCUUAUUCCGAGCGAGGAACGUGGUUGAUUACUCUCUGUCCACCACAGACCAAACAAUCAUCUUCAACGAGGUGCUCUACAAUGUUGGUGGGGGCUACAACUCGCCAACCGGGACAUUUACAGCACCAGUCAAGGGGUCGUACCUUUUUACUGUCAACCUGUGUCCAGCUAAAAAUAAAAGUAUAUUUUACGCAAUUAUGGUCAAGGAAGAUGUUGUAGUUAACGGACAUACAUACAAUGUUUCUGGGUGGCUAUGUGUUUCCGGUGAAGCUAUCGUCCAGCUUGACGCCAAUGACGUCGUCUACGUCAAAUCCAUGUACACUUCCGACGUACUUUUGGAAAGUGGAUUGUUGAAUUCGUUUGAUCCUAAAGCUAAUUCAUUUUCCGGUGUUUUUCUUUACUAAAAGAAAUGUUGUGAGAAAAUCUCAAAGAACGCUUGUUGUUGUUUUUUUUAAAUAUAUUUGAAAUGCAACUUCGAACACAGCUGAACGGUUGAAAUAUUCGUGAUAAGAUGCACCUUG
This is a messenger RNA of Mya arenaria, 1215 nucleotides long. RefSeq lists its product as uncharacterized. The record is from RefSeq and is a predicted model, not a curated record. Bases 1 to 1098 code for a protein of 365 amino acids. The transcript has 4 exons. Gene Ontology annotation, molecular function: protein binding. NCBI's taxonomy places the organism in Eukaryota, Metazoa, Mollusca, Bivalvia, Myida, Myidae.